AUGACAGCAAUCGGAGCACCAGCGGCCGGAGCUUCUACCAUGACAGCAAUUGGAGCACCUGCAGGAGCACCAGCAGGAGCAUCAACAAUGACAGCAAUCGGAGGAGCUCCAGCACCCGCAGGCGCAUCCACCAUGACGGCCAUCGGAGGAGCACCAGCAGAAAUCCCAGAGAAUUACAAAUCGUUGCAGGAAAUCCAUAAUCAACAGGGAGACUACAAUUCUCUCUACAAAAUGACCAUUGUUCCAUCUGUUCGAUAA
This is a messenger RNA of Strongylus vulgaris, 258 nucleotides long. NCBI's taxonomy places the organism in Eukaryota, Metazoa, Nematoda, Chromadorea, Rhabditida, Strongylidae. The record is from the annotation of a GenBank genome assembly.